Molecule: messenger RNA, 420 nt
Organism: Notodromas monacha
Lineage: Eukaryota; Metazoa; Arthropoda; Ostracoda; Podocopida; Cyprididae
Source: the annotation of a GenBank genome assembly
AUGAAAAGAGCAGCAGGACUAGUGGUGUACAGACAUUUGAAUGGAGUGAUUGAAUAUCUCAUGAUGCAGACUUCCUAUGGUACUUUCCAUUGGACACCUCCAAAAGGACAUGUGGACCCUGGUGAGAAUGACAUGCAAACUGCACUCAGAGAAACUGAGGAAGAAGCUGGACUCAGAGCAGCUGAUUUAGAAGUUGACUCCAAUUUCAAGAGGACUUUGGAAUAUUUAGUGAAGGGGGAGCCAAAAACUGUGAUUUACUGGCUGGCAAAGCUGAGGAACCCCACAACUCCAGUGAUUUUGUCUGAAGAGCAUCGGGCCUUUCAGUGGCUGGGAUUGAGUGCUGCCAAAGAAGUGGGUGGUUUUGGUGAAAUGAAGCAGUUGCUGGAGGAAGCUGAAAUCUACUUGCGGGAGAAGCUGUGA